Molecule: messenger RNA, 2044 nt
Organism: Vidua macroura (Pin-tailed whydah)
Lineage: Eukaryota; Metazoa; Chordata; Aves; Passeriformes; Viduidae
Gene: GPR88
Product: G protein-coupled receptor 88
Exons: 1
Coding region: 974-2044 (356 amino acids)
Biological process (GO): G protein-coupled receptor signaling pathway
Cellular component (GO): membrane
Molecular function (GO): G protein-coupled receptor activity
Source: RefSeq, a predicted model, not a curated record
CUCUGGCAGGGUGGCAAUGCAGGAUUUCCUGUGGGUUGACACAGGCUGAGGUUUAUGAAGAGAUGUAAAAUGUUCAGAUUGAGAACAAGCUUUCUCAAAUAAGUACUGUCUUAGCAGGAUUGGUCUAUUUAUUGUGUUUGAAAGAUUUCAUUUGGAAAGUAUAUUGUUAUUACAGACCGGUUCUAAAAUUAACUAAAAUUGCAGAAGCAUACUGAGCUUACUCUUAACAAAAAUAGGAUCAGAAAAAAAAUCUGUUAAAAAGUGAGUAUCGAACCGAAGAAAUUCUGCAGUUUAUGGUCUGUAUUUCAGACAGAAGUGACUGAUACUGGUUUAAAACCUUUCUUCAAAUGAAAGUUGUGUAAAUGGGUUAGACCCAGAAGACUGGUAAGGCAGGGAGAAAAGAGUCAGACUGUGUAGUUGGAGUAUUUCUGGAGCACGAUAGGGUUUUGCUUUUUUUUUUUUUUUUUUUUUUUUUUUUUUUUUUUUUUUCCUUCUUGAUUUAACAAGUUGAAAAUCUGCUGAAUAAUUCAUGAAGAGUGGAAGGGCUGAAUCUUCCUGGAAUGAUAUACAGUGUACGUACUGUGGCACAGGAGAAACUGCAAAGCUUUGUAUCAGUUGCUGUCGUUUCUGCUGCCGAUUGCAAGGUGCUGCUGCUUUUGCUGUUUUCACAGCUACAGAAACCUCAGUCGUGCUCUGGUCUGCCAACAGCCAUUUGCCUCCCUAUGGACCCACCUUCACCAGCUACAGUCUGUGGACUCUUGCUGCCUACCUGCCUUGGACACUGCUGGUUUUUGGAUCCUUACUGCAAACAGCAUUUUCUGGACCUUACAGCUUGUAUGACUGAAACCUGCCUUAGAGUCCUUCAGCUGCACAGCCUCCCGUGUGCUUGGUGAGGACUCCUGCAGCAGAACUUCUGACCCAGACAAGGAUGGGAUUUACAGGGCAAAGUCAAAACUGAGCUGCAUUCAGCGAGAUGCCCAACGCCUCUUCCUGGAGUGCUAGCUCGCCUCUGCUGCUGCUCUGGGAGGACUCCUCCAGUACCCGCAUCUUUCUGUCGCUGCUCUACGCAGUCUUAGCUAUCUCAGGGACUUUAUCCAAUGUGAUGGUCAUCUAUUUAGUCUUCUCCUUCAAGAAGCUGCAGACAACCAGCAAUGCCUUCAUCGUGAACGGCUGUGCGGCAGACCUGAGCGUGUGCGCCCUGUGGAUGCCCCAGGAGGCUGUGCUGGGGCUGCUGCCCCCCAAUUCCUCCUCCCUUCGCUCGGCGGAGUACCGGCUGCUCCGAGGGGGGCUCCUGGGCCUCGGCCUCACCGUCUCCCUGGCCUCGCACCUGCUGGUGGCUUUCAACAGGUAUGUGCUCAUCACCAAGCUGCCCAGCGUGUACCAGGCCCUCUACCAGCGGAGACACACGGGCUGCAUGAUCGGGCUCUCCUGGGCCCUCGCCCUGCUCCCGGUCCCGCUGCUGCCCGGGCUCUGGACCCUGGGCUCAGCCCAGUCGGACGGCAGCUCUCGCUACACCGCCCUGCUCCUCGCCCUGGCCGUACUGGGCCAGACCGCGCUGCUGCUCCACUGCUACCUCGGCAUCGUGCGGCGGGUGCGGGGCAGCGCCAAGCGGGUCAGCGUCCUCAACUUCCACCUGCUGCACCAGCUGCCCUUCCCCGCCGCGCCGCCGCCGCCUCGCCGCGCCCAGCGCCGCCUCAGCAGCGUCUCCGUCCUGCUGCUCUGCUGCGUGUUCCUGCUGGGCACCCAGCCCCUGGUCUGGGUGAGCCUCCUGGGCUUCUUCCUGCGCCCGGCGCCGCCGGCGCUGCAGGCCGCCAGCUGGCUGCUGCUCUGCUCGCUCUCGGCCCUCAACCCGCUGCUCUACACGUGGCGCAGCGAGGAGUUCCGCCGGGCGGCCCGCUCUGUCCUGCCCCGCGGCGAGGGCCCGGCCGCCGCCCCACGCCCCGCGGCCGCCGCCGCGGGCCCCGCCGGCGCCCCGCCCUGUCCGCAGCUGCCGCGGCGCCGGGGCACGGGGAGCAGCGCCAGCGCCGCGGCCGCGCCGCGCUGA